This is a messenger RNA of Ruditapes philippinarum (Manila clam), 2037 nucleotides long. RefSeq names its product heat shock 70 kDa protein 12B-like. Bases 97 to 1794 code for a protein of 565 amino acids. The transcript has 6 exons. Gene Ontology annotation, molecular function: ATP-dependent protein folding chaperone; ATP binding. Lineage: Eukaryota; Metazoa; Mollusca; Bivalvia; Venerida; Veneridae. The record is from RefSeq and is a predicted model, not a curated record.
AUGGCCAGCGAUUGGCUGAAAGUGUGCAGAGAAAAAAGAUUCAAUUGGACAUGAGUGAAAUUGAUUGUGCUUGAAUUUAUAUAGACUGAUUCAAAAAUGGCAGGUUCCGCAUUGCUUGCGGUUGCGUUUGACUUUGGUACAACAUACAGUGGCUACGCUUUCUCGUUCAGGAGCGACCCGUUGAAAGUCCAGACUAACCAAGGAUGGAUUGCUGGAAGCGAUCAGCUUAUCUCACUAAAAACACCAACGUGUGUUUUACUCAGUCCAAAUGGGCAGUUUGACUCGUUUGGUUUUGAAGCAGAAAAUAAGUUUGCUACACUUGCGGAAGACAAUAAACACCAUGGCUGGUUUUUGUUUCGUAGAUUUAAAAUGAUUCUCCAUAGCAAUGAGGAACUGUCAAGAUCGACGACCGUUGAAGAUAUAAACGGAAAAUCAAUGCCAGCAUUGAGUAUCUUUACAAUGUCAAUAAAGUAUCUAAAAAAACAUUUCACCGAGGCGCUUAACAAACAAAAGACCGGGAUAGUGGACAAAGACAUACAAUAUGUUAUUACAGUACCUGCCAUAUGGAAUGAUAGUGCUAAGCAGUUUAUGCGUGAAGCAGCCGAAAAGGCUGGCAUAGAAAAAGCACGUCUAAAACUGUCUUAUGAACCAGAAGCAGCGUCUAUUUGGUGUCAAACAAUUUCUACAGAUGUACAGGAGACAUGGUCUAAAGCAGGUAGACAAUACAUGGUGAUCGAUCUCGGAGGUGGUACUGCAGAUAUAUCUGUGCAUGAGAAACAAAUCGAUAACACAUUAAAGGAACUUUAUAAAGCAAGCGGUGGUCCAUGGGGAGGAACAGUUAUUGACGACAACUAUCUGGAAUUUCUGACUAAUAUAUUUGGGAAAAAAACUGUCCUGAGAUUUAAAGAAGAGCAAAUGGAAGACUACUUUCAAUUGCUUAGAGAAUUCGAAAUAAAAAAGAGAAGCAUCAAACCCGAAUCAAAUGAGAAAAUAACAUUCAGACUGUCUGCAUCAAUAAAAGAGCUCUAUCAGAAGGAAAAUAUACUAUCAUUAGAGGACAAAAUUGCCCGGCUUGGAUUGUCAGAUAAUGUAACAUUUACCGGCGACAAAUUGAGAGUUGAAGCUUCCGUCAUUAAAAAGUUGUUUGAGUCCCCGAUCCGAAGUAUAAUUGAACAUGUGCAACAGAUUCUUGCAAAACCAAAUAUGCAAAAAGUCAAAAUGAUCCUUUUAGUUGGUGGAUUUGGCGAGUGCAAACUAGCCCAAGACUUAAUACAGAAAGAAAUACAGUACCAGAAAAUCAUUAUCCCAGAAGAAGCAGGUCUUGUUGUUCUCAAAGGUGCAGUACGUUUUGGACAUUUUCAGGACAUUGUACGUUCGCGAAUAAUGGCCCACACGUACGGACUGGCCGUCUGUAAAGUGUUCGUUGAGCAGAAACAUAUAAAUGCAAAAGUAAGAAUUGUAGAUGGUAAAAAAAAUGCUGAUAAUAUUUUUGAUAUGAUUAUCAGAGCUGGAGAAGAAGUAAAUAUUAGGAAAGAAAUUUCUAAAAGUUAUGUUCCCACUCACCCUGACAAAACGUCACUCAAUGUUUAUUGUGCAGAAACAAUGGAUCCUAUAUAUACAACAGACAUUGGCUGCAAGCUCUUGGGUACGGUAAGAGUAGCACAUGCAAAUGGCAGAUCGAAAGAGGAUAAUAGACUAAAGGUCUCGUUUAUAUUUGGUGAUACUGAACUUUUCGUUAAAGCUGUUAACAUGAGAACGAAGGAAGAGUUUUCUUCGUAUAUGGACUGUCUUUAAAGAGUGUUUACGUAAAACACAGUCUUCGUUUCUACAGAUGUAUAAUACCUUUGCAUGCAUAUAAUUGCAAACGUUGUUUAGACUGCAAUUUUUGUCUUAAUUUGAAAUAGAUUUGGACAAUUUGUCCAUAGAAACAAAAAUUAUGAUGAUACAUUCUCUUGGACAUUAGUUACGUACAUAUCUCUAUGAAAUUUUCAUUUUUCCUGUAUCAAGACGUAUUUAAUAAACGGUGACGAGGUUGCA